Messenger RNA from Stegodyphus dumicola, 2138 nucleotides. Its product is annotated as nuclear RNA export factor 1-like. Gene Ontology annotation, cellular component: nucleus; cytoplasm. The record is from RefSeq and is a predicted model, not a curated record. Gene Ontology annotation, molecular function: RNA binding; protein binding. Lineage: Eukaryota; Metazoa; Arthropoda; Arachnida; Araneae; Eresidae. Gene Ontology annotation, biological process: poly(A)+ mRNA export from nucleus.
UUUCCACGGAUUAUACUCCGUGGGCUUUUCUUUUCUCUUGUCUCUUCUGUUAACUGUAACCAGCAUAGUUUUUUUAUCUCAUAUCGUGCGUAAUGUGUUAAAAGACAGAAAAUUUUACUUUACUGUAUUAAUAGGCUAUGUCAAGGCAGGUCUUUUUUGAACACGACAUUCGAGGACCAAGUACUAGUAAAUAUAGAUCAGUUCCAGCAAUGGGAAGACAAAAGAAAUUUCGUGAUUCAUAUGCAAGAGGUGGAAAGCUAGUUGCUGUAGAUUUAGAUGGAGAUGUGGAUAUGAACUCGCAUACUUUUACAGAACGUAGAUUUAAUCCCUAUGGUGGUCAAAGACAUCAUGGAAGCAGAAAGAAACAUAAGAAGCAAAGUGGUGGUAAAUCAAAACAUUAUCGUGAUGGUGCAGCUGGAUAUGAAGUUGGUUCAUGGCAUAAAAUCACUAUUCCAUAUGGUAAAAAAAGUGGAAAAGCCUUUAUCCUACGAUCAAUUGUUUCUCGCUGCAAAGUUCCAUUUAUACCAAUCAAUUUUCAAUUCAAUGGAAAUGCAGCUGAGUUUUAUGUAGAGGAUCCUGAUGCUGCACGUCAUAUUAAAGAUGUUCAUCGCAGAGUUAUCACACCAGAUGGAUUUAAAAUGCAUGUGUUGAUUUCUCGAUGUGCAGCACCUACUAUUUCUAUAGACCAAGAAACAUCAGAAGCAAUCAAGACUUGCAUGAGUUCUCGAUAUGACACCAUGACUCACACUUUAGAUUUGUCCAAGUUUCAUGUUGAUACGAGUCUAAAGAACCUUGGUCUUUACAUUCCUUUACACAAAACUGUUUUUUUUAAUGCUGUGAUGAAAAUAGUCAAAGAACACAUACCUCAGCUCGAAACAUUGAAUCUUGCUGACAAUAAGCUAUAUUCUUUACAACCUAUGAAUAUUCUUGUUCCUGUGUGCAAACAGUUGAAGACUCUGAGUCUCCGAAAUAAUAAGAUCCGAUCUGUUGCAGAAUUAAACCAUUUGAAAGGAAUGGAUAUCUUAGAUUUAGUAUUGGAUGGUAACACCUUACGUGAUGAAUUUAAAGAUCUAAGUACAUAUAUCAGUGCCAUUCGAGAUAAAUUUCCCAAGUUAAUUCGUUUGGAUGAUCAAGAUUUACCUGCUCCAAUUGGAUUCGAUUUAGGCCCCGAAACUUUUCCGCCAUCAAAGAAAAGCUUCUUUGCAGCUGAAGAUGUUAAAGAUUUAGUAAUUCAGUUUUUGGAUCAAUAUUAUACCAUAUAUGAUUCAGGGAAUCGUACACAACUUUUAGAAGCAUACCAUGAUCAGGCAAAUUUCUCUUUAUGUUUAUCAAGACAUUCUUCUCCGAAGUCAAACAGCGGUACUCUUGGAUCCUACAUUUCGGAAAGCAGAAAUCUCUUACGAGUUACAAAUAACAAUGAAAGGUUUAAAUUGCUGAAACAAGGAAAGUUAAAUAUUGUGAGCACGCUCUCAGAAUUACCUCAAACCAUGCAUGACCCAACAUCUUUUAGUGUGGAUAUUUUCCAUAUUUCGCCUGGUUUGAUGAGUUUCUCUGUAGUGGGAGUAUUCAAAGAAGUUGGAGCUGACAUAAAUAAUGCUACCUUAAAAACCUUUAGUAGAACAUUUGUAGUUGUUGCCCAAGGGCAAGGUUUUGUUAUCACAAAUGAGACCUUAUUCAUUGCUCAUGCCAGUCAAGAGCAGCAAGCAAAGGCUUUCCAAGUUCCAGCACCUACUCCUUCACCUAGCCCAGCACCUUCAACAGAAGAAAAAAGCAUCAGUGAAAAACAGUUGCUUGUUCUCGAACUGUCAAAACAGACUGGGAUGAUUUCAGAAUUUUCAACAAAAUGCCUUGAAGAAAAUGAUUGGGAUUACCAAAGAGCUUUAGCAGUUUUCUUAAAAUUUCAAAGUGAAGGUAAAAUACCGCCAGAAGCAUUUGCCACAGUACCAGUACAGUGAUACAGUAUGGAGAAUUUUUAUCAACACUUAAUAUUUUCCAAGCAGAAACAGCAAGUAUAUCAUGCUGUGAUUAAAGACUAUCAUGUUAAAACAGUUUCCAGACUGUUUACUGACAUAAUUAUUGACUUACAGGAUGUGAUAGUAUAAUACGAGAUGUUAAGAGAAAAAACAUUUUUUUUUUUU